This is a messenger RNA of Capronia coronata CBS 617.96, 1104 nucleotides long. RefSeq lists its product as uncharacterized. NCBI's taxonomy places the organism in Eukaryota, Fungi, Ascomycota, Eurotiomycetes, Chaetothyriales, Herpotrichiellaceae. Bases 1 to 1104 code for a protein of 367 amino acids. The transcript is spliced from 2 exons. The record is from RefSeq and is a predicted model, not a curated record.
AUGCACCUAACCUCUGCGCUGCUCGUUGGUGCUUGGGCUCUCGAAGCCUCAGCAUUCCUCGUCCCCCUCGAAAUCUCCAAGGCAGCCCAGCAGGCCAAAUCCGAACUCGCCGCUCUCCUAGCAAAACCAGCUCAUGCCGUUGACCUCGACUGUCCGGGCUGUCCUUUCUUUGGUGUUGACGAUACGACAGCGCUUCAAUAUGACGUCGAGAACAGGAUACAUCUUGAACUGGAGGUUGAUUCCGACCAAACAUUGACCGUCAACGGCUUCCCCGUCAUGCCCAAAGAUGCCGCCACUCCAUUUGAUCCGGUCAUGGCUCCUCAGAUAAGAGUGGAAGAUGGAGAACAAACAGCCCCGAUCCAGCUUGACUACGCAUAUGAGAGACUGCCACCAGUGGCGUCCGCAGACGAACCCGACAUGUCCAUCCUUCCCGUCAGACUGACAAUCUUGGGUCUGCAAGGUCAGCCAGUAAAGGUCGACACUCUCGAAAUCGACCUGGUCCAAUCGCCAGACCAGACCUCGAUUGCACGCGUCUCCGCCAUUCCAUUCGAGGAGACUCCAGGUGCCACCACCUGUGACACGUCUCCCAGAUGGUCCCUCUGCCGACUGAGAGCGAUUAUUGCCGCACGCCUGCAGACCAUCAUGGAGUCUGCCAAGGCACAUGCCCAUGCUGCUAAAGGUUGGGUCGGACGCAAAGGCUGCAAGGGAAAGAAGUUCGGAGAGAAAGGCAUGAAUCAUGGAGAGGCACACGGACACGGACACGGACACGGCCACCAUAUGGGCGGACAUCACCACAGCCUUCACCACUUCGGACUCAUGCUUCAUCAAACUCUGCGCUUCUUCAUCAUCCCGGCCCUUCUUGGCGUUAUUGGUGGUCUUAUGGCCAGUGCCAUCGGCAUGCUUCUAGGUCAAUUGAUCUCUUUCCUCUGGAUCAAAUACCGCCGCAACAGCCAACCCCGCCACAGAGACGUUCGCGUGGUUGAGAUUGUUGUCGACGAGGAAGAAAAGGAUGCCUUGUUGAUUGACAGUGAACUCCCUCCUCCACCACAGUACGAGGAUGUGGAGGCCAACAACGGUGAGGUCAUCAAUGAUGAGAAGAACUGA